This is a messenger RNA of Erythranthe guttata (spotted monkey flower), 1385 nucleotides long. Its product is annotated as NHL domain-containing protein. Gene Ontology annotation, cellular component: endoplasmic reticulum. NCBI's taxonomy places the organism in Eukaryota, Viridiplantae, Streptophyta, Magnoliopsida, Lamiales, Phrymaceae. The record is from RefSeq and is a predicted model, not a curated record.
ACAAUAAAUAGUUGAGGCGGAUGGUUGUAAUUACACAAACAACAUAGGUUUUUUAUCAAAUUGAUCUUACCUAAAGGGUGUAACCGUAAUUUGCCAAAAAGAAAAAGAAGAAAAAAUACCCAAUCGAUAUCAAUCUGCUUGCCCAGCACAAAUUCAUCGUCUUCAACAACUUCACAUAUAAAUCGAAAUCGAAAUCGAAAUCCAGUCCUCGAUUUCUGAGAUUCAUAUACAGAUAUGUUCAAACAGAUCCUACUAACUCUCCUGUUAGUUUUCCUCGCCGGUGCCGUACACGGCCGGAGCUCCCACGUCAUCAACUUCCGGUGGCCGAAUCUCUACCCGGAGUCCUUCGCCUGGGACCCGAAAUCCGACCACUUCGUAGUCGGCUCCCUCCGCCACCGCCAGCUCAUCUCCGUCUCCGACGCCGGCGUCGCCGCCUCCCUCCUCUCCGACGAUUCGCUCCCCGCCAACUCCUCCUUCCUCGGCAUCUCGCUCGAUCCCCGUCACCACCGCAUCCUCGCCGUCGUCCACCGCUCCUCCCCUCCCUUCUCCGCCCUCGCCUCCUACGACCGCGCCACCCUCCGCCGCCUCUUCCUCACCCCGCUCGACGACCUCCUCCCCUCCCCAACCCUCGCCAACGACGUGGCGGCCGAUUACAAAGGCAACGCCUACGUCACCGACUCGGCCAAUGACGUCAUCUACAAAGUCAACGAGCAAGGCGAGGCCGCGAUCCUAUCCAGAUCUCAGUCCUUCAAACCCCAAGCAGUCGACACCACCGCACACUACCACAACUGCGGACUAAACGGCGUCGUUUACAACUCCAAAGGCUACCUACUGGUAACUCAGUCGAACACGGGGAAGCUCUUCAAAGUCGACGCCGACGACGGAGGCGCGAGGCAGGUACUUCUGAACAAGGAACUAACAGCGGCCGACGGAAUCGCCCUCAGGCGCGACGGCGUCGUAACGGUGGUGUCGCAGCAGAAGCUGUAUUUCAUCAAAAGCGACGACAGCUGGGGCGGGGGAACUGUGUUUGACGAAACUACCCUCGACGAGGAGAGGCAGGCCAGCGCAGUGGCCGUCGGAGCAGAGAACAGGGUAUAUGUGUUAUACGGGCACGUGAACGAGGGCGUUUCGGGGAAUGGAGAAAGAGAUGGAUUCGGCAUUGUCGAAGUGGAAUCGGAGCAUGAGAACAAAGAAGAGAAAGUGUGGGUGUUUGUGUUGAUUGGUUUGGGCAUGGCUUAUUUCAUGUUCUGGAGAUUCCAAAUGCGCAAACUUGCCCACAAUAUGAACAAGAAAACUUCUUGAUUUUCGUUUUUCGUUUUUUUUUUUUUAGAUUUUUUGUUUAUUUUUCAUCUAUCAAUUAGUGAAUUUCGUCGUGCAAUUUUCUC